Molecule: messenger RNA, 14616 nt
Organism: Coregonus sp. 'balchen'
Lineage: Eukaryota; Metazoa; Chordata; Actinopteri; Salmoniformes; Salmonidae
Source: the annotation of a GenBank genome assembly
GAGUUUACCCUGAGAUGAAGAGUAAUUUACUGCGGAAGAGAGAGAUCGGGAUGGAGCGAGAGAGAGGGGUGAGGUGAUGGAGAUGAAGCUGUAUUGAAAGCCUGUGAUCUCUCAGCCGUUAACGAGCUGUGUGUGUGUCAGGAUUUCUGUGAGUAAAAUGUAGCGCCAGACACACGCAACCGGUGUACUUCUUACCGAAUUCUGAUGCGCAAUUGGAAGAGAUUAGAAUAACUGUCCACGUUUACUUUUACUCAGCCAACAAGACGCGUAACGAACAGCGAAAUCACUAGCCUAUAUCAAUGUAGGCCUACUAUCCCCCAUAGUAGAAACGUGUAUAUAUUCUAUUGGUUAGCUUGCAGUUCUGUGCUAGGAAGAAAAGUAUAUUCCAAACAAACUCUGGACAGUUGUGGGACGAUAGAUCCCAAAUUCAUACAACCAGUAGGCCUAGGCUACAUAAAAAAAAACGUAAAAAGCAAUGAGUCUGAUGCAACAGAUCAGAACGUUGAGCUUAAAAUGUUGAUAAACUAUUAUUUAUUCACAUAACCGCAGCAGUGUGCACAAGUGUUGGCACAAGGCAGUAAGUAGGCUACGCACAAAUGUUAGUUACGUAAUGCAAUUAGCGUUGUCAAAAGCGCACCGCACAUGCGAGUGGUUUCAUGAGAUGUAGAUGAAAAUAUCUGUUAGCAAUUUAGAAAGAGGGGAGAUCUAAAAGGUGCGACAACUAGCAUCGGUUGCUAAUAUGACUAGGAUUGUGCCUUUGGCUACUGGACAAUGAAAUAAAGUUGAUUUGAAAACCAAUAGAACAUGAGAGAAAUAGGCUAUACUGGUUUCAAUGGCAUAUGGCAGUCUCUAGCCUAUAAAAUAAUUGCCUGCACGUUUGGUUUUAUUUUGUCUAGGCUACUUUGAAGCAAGGUAAGACAUGCCUCAUAAUAUGUAGUAAAACGUUCAGGUUUCAAACAAGUAAGUAUGUUUUCAAAAUGCAUACUUCCGCAAAAUGGUGUGAAUUGGUGUGUGAUGAGCUGAAGCCUGCCUACCUUUGCCUAAGCACUUGAAUGGGAAGCGAGCUUCAAUUACCAGUUGAGAAAUAACAAUAGUAGCUCUUUUCAAUCAUGGCCAUCAAAGUGUUUUUAAUACGCGAUUGCAUUUAGAAUUAUUGCGCAAUGAUUGGCCUUAUAAAAGCAUGUUUCCACUCCAGCAGCAACAAACUAGCAGCAGUUCUGGUGCUAUAUCGACUGGUAUUUCAAUCAAUUAAUAGGCAAAAAUGCAUUUUCACAAUGGGAUUUAUUUUCUUCUCCUGGACAAUUGGACAGUGGUAAUUUUAUUUAUCAGCUUUUCAUAUAUUUUUGGGGCCAAAAGCCGGCUAUUACCGGCUAACAGAAACCCUGGAGUGAGUGUGUGUAGGAAGCCUCCUAAUUUGCUGUUCUCUUAAAUUUCUGUAGAAAUCAGAGCUGAAUUUAGACCCUGCUGCCUGCCCCUCCCCCUCCCUUCUAUGAGAACCAUUAUGCCAGGCAGUAAUAGGCUAACUCUCUCUCUCUCUCUCUCUCUCUCUUUCUCUCACAGACACACAGACAGACAGACAGACAGACACAGACAGACAGACAGACAGACAGACACACACACACACACACAGACAGACACACACACACACAGACAGACAGACACACACAGACAGACAGACAGACACACACACACAGACAGACAGACAGACAGACAGACAGACAGACAGACACAGACAGACAGACACACAACAGACAGACAGACACACACACACAGACAGACAGACACACACAGACACACACACACACACACACACACACACAGACAGACAGACAGACAGACAGACAGACAGACAGAGCAGAAGCUAAAAGGGAGAGGAAGGUAAGCUUGUGUCAAUGUGUGUAUCUCUGUCUGUGUGAGAGAGAGAGUGUUAGCUAUGAUGGUGGUGAAGUCACUGCUUCAGUUCAAUGCUAUGAGUCACAGUUUCUCUUAACUCGAUGAGCUUUAUUUACAUGAUAUUGCUGACAACAAGGAAACGAUAAUACAUGGCAUUAUGAAUAAUCACACAAAUAAUUACACGGUCAAAAGAAUAAGAACACAACAACCCAAAUAACAUACAAUUUCAAUAACUCUCUCUCUCUCUCUCUCUCUUAGGCUGCCUGUCAGGGUCUCGUUGACCCCCCCGUUCCUCCGAUGAACCCCCUCAACUCCAUGAAACCCGGUCUGCCUCCCACUCCGCACAGGUACACACACACACACACACACACACACUGAGUGACUCAGAGAGGGAGUGCUGAGCGCAUUGUCCUCAGACAAACCGUCAGUUGGCUUUUGGUUGGCUUUGACCUCUCACCGCUCCCGCUAUUGGCUUGGCUCUGGGACUCUGGGUGCUCAUUGGCUGCUGCUGGCCCUGGCGCUGGAGCGCUGGUUUCCUGUACCAGCGAGUUCACAUCCUGUGAUUUCAGUUGAGGAAGUGGAGGGUAACCUCAGCCACACACACACACACAAACGUACACACUCAGGAGCCUCCUCUUCCUCAGCUGGGCUGCCCUUACUGGUUUCUAAGUGACUGCUUUGUUGUUGUUAUGGAAAUGUUGUGGAGUGCCUCUUGAGGAUGUGAUGUGCUGUGGCACAAGUCAUUUAACUCCUACAAAGACUCCCACAAGUUUUUCUCCUCAACAAACGAAUAGUCUAAUGCAGGGGUUCCUAAAGUUUUAAACUCAGGCCCCCCUUCCAGCAUUGGGCAAAAUGCAAAACUGAUCCUAAAACAGCACUUGGACUCUGACACGCUGGAUACACAAGGCCCAGGUCUUUCACGAUCAGUGCAGAUGGAGAGGAAGCCACUUGUCACUAUUGAGAUGCACCCCACUGCUGUACAUGAAUUCAUCCCAUAAUGCCUUUGCUUCCUGUCUCUGUCUUCCUUAGUGACGGUAACUUCCUGUAUGACUCUGCCUCCUGGCAACAAGGCACCAAUCAACAGCCAGGAGCACUCUCCGUGGUAACCACUGUCUGGGGCGUGACCAAUCCCUCGCACAGCCAGGUAACGACCAGCCAAUCAUGGCCCUCCCUCCCUCUUCUUCCUUUUUCUCACCCAUCCUUCUAUCUAUUUUAUCUUAAUUUAUCAAGGAGAGCAAAUUUCUUUUGCCACAUUCCAGGCUGCCUACAUAGCAGUUGUCCACCAAAACUCACAAGGCCUGAAUGAAGUGUAUAACUAUCAGAAUCCACAUCAAUGGUAUCGCAAUCCGAUGCCCAACUACAACAUAUGACAUGACGUUCAUUCAUUGUUUAAUAUGUAAAGCAUAAGUGCUUUGCAGACUGUCUGGAAUGUCACAUGGCGUUUUUCUUCUUCUCUAACACUUUACUGUUUCCACUACCUCACUUCCUGUGUUUCCCCGUCUAGGUGUUUGGAGCGCCCAUGGGUCCGGGUGGUAACUCUGGAGGUCACAUGAUGCAGAGCAGCAGUGGAGGUGGGGGGAUGAGUCCCGGUAUGAGCCACCAAUACCAGAGCUACGGUGAUAAGGGCUACGGACAACCAGGGCUUUACGGCCGCCCCAACACCGCCUAUAACCAAGCCCCGCCAUAUGGACAGAGGUAAACAGCUUUGACUUGUUCGUAUGGUAUAUCUUCACCAGGGUCUUGUUUACUGGGCACGAAACGGAAGAAAACCGAGUGAAACGGGGACGUAAUAUCUGUGAAGUAUUCACUAGGCACGAAAUGGAAGAAAGUAGACUGAAAGAGGGACGGACUACCUGAACAUAAGAAACGCUCGUUUUCGUUUGAAAACAAUUUUGCUAUGGUGGGCUCUAAUGAAUUAGACGUACCCCUUGUCCAAUCAGAAACACUAAUUUGUCUUUUCCAUUACAAUAUAUAUAUUUUAAAGUUGUUAAUUUUCAUUGCCCGAAUGAACACAACCCAGGGGUCCAUUCAGUAGGUCAGACACAUGGGGAGAAUCUCAACGGCAUUUCAUUAAUUCCUCACGUUCUCCCUCUUCGCCUCCUUUUCCAAACCCAUUAGUUGAAGGUCUCUCCCCUCUGACCUUCUCAUCCAAUGGGUUUGGAAAAGGAGCCGAGGAGAGAGGAAGCAUGGAAUCAAGGAAAUGCCAUUGUUUAUAGUGCUUGACCUCAGGAGUGAGUUCCAAAUAAUUAUAUUUUGUCUCUCUCUCUCUCUCUCUCUCUCUCUCUCUCUCUGUCUCUCUGUCUCUCUCUCUCUCUCUCUCUCUCUCUCUCUCUCUCUCUCUCUCUCUCUCUGUAUCUUAGUUACUCUAAUAAUGGUGGUGGCGGAGGAGGUAUGGGCCAACGCCCUCCCUCUGACUUCACCCAGGCUGCUGCCGCCGCUGUUGCCGCUGCCGCUGCCACGGCGACUGCCACUGCUACGGCUACUGUUGCUGCCAUCCAGGAGAAGCAGAACCAGGAACUGAACUAUGGCCAGGUAAGAGGCUCAGCCUCCCCGUGUGUGUGCGCACGCAUGUUAGAGUUGGGAAGAUAAACCCCAAAUUAUCAACACCGACCACUUAAUGUGGAAAUGUUGCUGAUAUCAUUCACUACCUCUGCCACGCACACACACACACACACUUACUCCAGAGACAUGGCUUUGAUUAGAGAGAGAACGUAAGUCUCUUCUAGCAGACUGUUUACAUGUCUACGCUCUGUCUCUAGGGAGAAACCACACUGUAAAUCCUACAGGGAGUCUUCCAUCCUUUCCUGUCUCUCUCGCUCUCUCUUUCUUUCUCUCUCUCUCUCUGUCUCUCUCUCUUGUGUCUCUCUCUCUCUUUCUCUGUGUCUCUCUCUCUUUCUCUGUGUCUCUCUCUCUGUCUCUCUCUCUGUCUCUCUCUCUGUCUGUCUCUCUCUGUGUAUCUCUCUCUGUGUGUGUCUCUCUCUCUCUCUCUCACUCUCUCUCUUUCUUUCUCUCUCUCUCUGUGUCUCUCUCUCUUUCUCUGUGUCUCUCUCUCUUUCUCUGUGUCUCUGUCUCUCUCUCUCUCUCUCUCUGUCUCUCUCUGUGUAUCUCUCUCUGUGUGUGUCUCUCUCUCUCUCACUCUCUCUUUCUUUCUCUCUCUCUCUCUGUGUCUCUCUCUUUCUCUGUGUCUCUCUCUUUCUCUGUGUCUCUCUCUGUGUGUGUGUCUCUCUCUCUCUCUCUCUCUCUCUCUCUCACUCUGUGUUUCUCACUCUCUCUGUGUUUCUCUCUCUCUCUGUGUCUGUCUCCUGUCACAGUAUUGUGUAUCAGGGUUGGGGUCAAUUCUAAUUGAAGUCACACAUGAUUUGCAUUUAACAUUUUAAAAUGUGAAACACAUUUCAAAUAAAUAGCUUCUCCUUUUCAGUUUGGUGAGAAUUCAUUGAAAAUAUAAGCCUGUUUUUCUAUAUUUGAAUUUGAAUUUCCAUUUACUUCCUGAAUUAACUGACUUCAAUUCGAACCCCUAUUCUGCCACUAGGUGUGUGCUCUGCAUUUUUCACCAUGUCUCUCUCUCUCUUCUCUCUCUUUCUCUCUCUCUCUUCUCUCUCUUUCUCUCUCUCUCUUUAGAUGGGUGGAGGCCCCUCCUCCUACAGUACCCAGUUCCUGUCCCACCCGGGCCCCCAGCAGGGUGGCCCCCGCGGCCCCCCAGGCAUGAGCCCCAGUGGGAUGGUCCAGUCCCGGCCUGGGCAGCACCCCUCCAUGGGGGGCAUGGGGUACCCCUCGCACCCCUCCCAGGGCCAGGGCCAGAGGAUGUCCCAGCAACACCCAGGCUACCCAGGAGGCCAACAACAAGGGCUCAAACGCCCCUACCAAUCAGAGGUACAGUGCUGGAAAACACAUGGGUGCUUGCACACACACACACUAAGACGCUAACAAUUUACAUAAAUUGUUUACUAGUGGCCACACACUCAUCCCCUUUCCUCUGUCCCUCCCCCUCUCUCCUCUGUCCCUCCCCCUCUCUCCUCCGUCCCUCCCCCAGGGUUUCCCAGGGCAGCAGCAGUAUGGUUCAGGGGGGAUGUCUCCGUACCACGGUGGCCAGCCCCUCCAGUACCCCCCCCGGCCCCCAGCAGCGCCAGCCCCAGUCCCCCUCCUACCACCCCAACCAGCGUAUGCCCCCCAUGGGGCAGUACCAGCAAGGUCCAACCAACCCUGCACAGUACUACAAGGUAAACAGUGAGACCACACACACAAACACACUAGUUAAAGGGGCAAUCAGCAGUUGCUACAUCAAUAUUUUUACUUAUAAAUUAAUGGUAUGUACCCAUUGAUUUUUGAAGAAUAUGACUUAUAAAUGCCCCAUGGGCUUAGUUCAACUGUUGUACCCCAUCAGAACCCAAAAUAUAAACUUGUUUUACGCCAAUGUCUGUAAACAAAUGCUAUAGAGCCUCAACAUGGUUAAAACUAUCAUUUUGAUAUCAUCUAUAGCUCUGUCUGUGAAUUUGAGUGGUUACAUUUCUCCAGGCCCAUCCCUCAGCUUUUUACCGAAAGGGGCUGGGAAAAAUGCGUUGUUAUUGUUUAUACUGCUGAUUGCGGCUUUAAGCUAGGAACGUGUGUAUUUCAAAGGAUUUUGAUGGUGGACUAGAGCCUUUUAACACACCGCUAGUAUGAACCUGGCUCCAAAGAGACUUCUCCUUGACACAUAUGUUUGUAGUGUAGAGACGCAUCAAAUCUGACCAGGGCCUGUAUUCACAAAGCGUCUCAAGAGUAGGAGUGCUGAUCUAGGAUCAGUUUUGCCUGUUUAUGUGUAUGUGUGUUUCAGCAGGAGCAGCAGUAUAACGGGCAGCAAGGUAACAUGCCACCAGGAGCAUCAGGAGGCUACAAUGCCUUCACACAGGCUGCUGUCAUUGCGGUAAGCCAACCUGGUGUGUGUGUGUGUGCCUUGGCAGUGUGGAGGAGAUGGUGCUUUUUGUUUCCAUGACAUUAUCCAGGCCUCCGUAUGACCUUUGGAAUUUUUGGGUCCUUUGCAAAUGUAAUGUAAUUUGUGGACCCAAAUUAAGCACAUUUAUUAAUUAGGCCACACAGGGAUUUUGUGUCCGGAAAUUACGGAUUGAGACAAAUGUUUUUCGAUGCAAGUCAUCCGUUGACGUAUAAUGUACGGAGAUGAUUGUCCGUCAAACGCACAAUAUGUCUGCCCUUAUGCCGUAUGCAGCUCGUCUGAAAAUAGUUAACUGGAGUUUAACUGACAAUUGAUUAAUUCAUGUACAAUUUCAUCCGUGUCCAUACAGUGAGGGAAAAAAGUAUUUGAUCCCCUGCUGAUUUUGUACGUUUGCCCACUGACAAAGAAAUGAUCAGUCUAUCAUUUUAAUGGUAGGUUUAUUUGAACAGUGGGAGACAGAAUAACAACAAAAAAAUCCAGAAAACGCAUGUCAAAAAUGUUAUAAAUUGAUUUGCAUUUUAAUGAGGGAAAUAAGUAUUUUACCCCCUCAACAAUCAAAAAGAUUUCUGGCUCCCAGGUGUCUUUUAUACAGGUAACGAGCUGAGAUUAGGAGCACACUCUUAAAGGGAGUGCUCCUAAUCUCAGCUUGUUACCUGUAUAAAAGACACCUGUCCACAGAAGCAAUCAAUCAAUCAGAUUCCAAACUCUUCACCAUGGCCAAGACCAAAGAGCUCUCCAAGGGUGUCAGGGACAAGAUUGUAGACCUACACAAGGCUGGAAUGGGCUACAAGACCAUCGCCAAGCAGCUUGGUGAGAAGGUGACAACAGUUGGUGCGAUUAUUCGCAAAUGGAAGAAACACAAAAGUACUGUCUAUCUCCCUCGGCCUGGGGCUCCAUGCAAGAUCUCACCUCGUGGAGUUGCAAUGAUCAUGAGAACGGUGAGGAAUCAGCCCAGAACUACAUGGGAGGAUCUUGUCAAUGAUCUCAAGGCAGCUGGGACCAUAGUCACCAAGAAAACAAUUGGUAACACACUACGCCGUGAAGGACUGAAAUCCUGCAGCGCCCGCAAGGUCCCCCUGCUCAAGAAAGCACAUAUACAGUGGGGAAAAAAAGUAUUUAGUCAGCCACCAAUUGUGCAAGUUCUCCCACUUAAAAAGAUGAGAGAGGCCUGUAAUUUUCAUCAUAGGUACACGUCAACUAUGACAGACAAAAUGAGAUUUUUUUUCUCCAGAAAAUCACAUUGUAGGAUUUUUUAUGAAUUUAUUUGCCAAUUAUGGUGGAAAAUAAGUAUUUGGUCAAUAACAAAAGUUUGUCAAUACUUUGUUAUAUACCCUUUGUUGGCAAUGAGACAGGUCAAACGUUUUCUGUAAGUCUUCACAAGGUUUUCACACACUGUUGCUGGUAUUUUGGCCCAUUCCUCCAUGCAGAUCUCCUCUAGAGCAGUGAUGUUUUGGGGCUGUCGCUGGGCAACACAGACUUUCAACUCCCUCCAAAGAUUUUCUAUGGGGUUGAGAUCUGGAGACUGGCUAGGCCACUCCAUGACCUUGAAAUGCUUCUUACGAAGCCACUCCUUCGUUGCCCGGGCAGUGUGUUUGGGAUCACUGUCAUGCUGAAAGACCCAGCCACGUUUCAUCUUCAAUGCCCUUGCUGAUGGAAGGAGGUUUUCACUCAAAAUCUCACGAUACAUGGCCCCAUUCAUUCUUUCCUUUACACGGAUCAGUCGUCCUGGUCCCUUUGCAGAAAAACAGCCCCAAAGCAUGAUGUUUCCACCCCCAUGCUUCAAAGUAGGUAUGGUGUUCUUUGGAUGCAACUCAGCAUUCUUUGUCCUCCAAACACGACGAGUUGAGUUUUUACCAAAAAGUUAUAUUUUGGUUUCAUCUGACCAUAUGACAUUCUCCCAAUCCUCUUCUGGAUCAUCCAAAUGCACUCUAGCAAACUUCAGACGGGCCUGGACAUGUACUGGCUUAAGCAGGGGGACACGUCUGGCACUGCAGGAUUUGAGUCCCUGGCGGCGUAGUGUGUUACUGAUGGUAGGCUUUGUUACUUUGGUCCCAGCUCUCUGCAGGUCAUUCACUAGGUCCCCCCGUGUGGUUCUGGGAUUUUUGCUCACUGUUCUUGUGAUCAUUUUGACCCCACGGGGUGAGAUCUUGCGUGGAGCCCCAGAUCGAGGGAGAUUAUCAGUGGUCUUGUAUGUCUUCCAUUUCCUAAUAAUUGCUCCCACAGUUGAUUUCUUCAAACCAAGCUGCUUACCUAUUGCAUAUUCAGUCUUCCCAGCCUGGUGCAGGUCUACAAUUUUGUUUCUGGUGUCCUUUGACAGGUCUUUGGUCUUGAUCAUAGUGGAGUUUGGAGUGUGACUGUUUGAGGUUGUGGACAGGUGUCUUUUAUACUGAUAACAAGUUCAAACAGGUGCCAUUAAUACAGGUAACGAGUGGAGGACAGAGGAGCCUCUUAAAGAAGAAGUUACAGGUCUGUGAGAGCCAGAAAUCUUGCUUGUUUGUAGGUGACCAAAUACUUAUUUUCCACCAUAAUUUGCAAAUAAAUUCAUUAAAAAUCCUACAAUGUGAUUUUAUGGAUUUUUUUUCCUCAAUUUGUCAGUCAUAGUUGACGUGUACCUAUGAUGAAAAUUACAGGCCUCUCUCAUCUUUUUAAGUGGGAGAACUUGCACAAUUGGUAGCUGACUAAAUACUUUUUUUCCCCACUGUACAUGCUCAUCUGAAGUUUGCCAAUGAUCAUCUGAAUGAUUCAGAGGAGAACUGGGUGAAAGUGUUGUGGUCAGAUGAGACCAAAAUGGAGCUCUUUGGCAUCAACUCAACUCGCCAUGUUUGGAGGAGGAUGAAUGAUGCCUAUGACCCCCAAGAACACCAUCCCCACCGUCAAACAAGGAGGUGGAAACAUUAUGCUUUGGGGGUGUUUUUCUGCUAAGGGGACAGGACAACUUCACCGCAUCAAAGGGACGAUGGACGGGGCCAUGUACCGUCAAAUCUUGGGUGAGAACCUCCUUCCCUCAUCCAGGGCAUUGAAAAUGGGUCGUGGAUGGGUAUUCCAGCAUGACAAUGACCCAAAACACACGGCCAAGGCAACAAAGGAGUGGCUCAAGAAGAAGCACAUUAAGGUCCUGGAGUGGCCUAGCCAGUCUCCAGACCUUAAUCCCAUAGAAGAUCUGUGGAGGAAGCUGAAGGUUCGAGUUGCCAAACGUCAGCCUCGAAACCUUAAUGACUUGGAGAAGAUCUGCAAAGAGGAGUGGAACAAAAUCCCUCCUGAGAUGUGUGCAAACCUGGUGGCCAACUACAAGAAAUGUCUGACCUCUGAUUGCCAACAAGGGUUUUGCCACCAAGUACUAAGUCAUGUUUUGCAGAGGGGUCAAAUACUUAUUUCCCUCAUAAAAAUUCAAAUCAAUUUAUAACAUUUUUGACAUGUGUUUUUCUGGAAUUUUUUGUUGUUAUUCUGUCCCUCACUGUUCAAAUAAACCUACCAGUAAAAUUAAAGACUGAUCAUGUCUUUGUCAGUGGGCAAAUGUACAAAAUCAGCAGGGGAUCAAAUAUUUUUUUCCCUCACUGUACAUCUUUGUGGCCUAGCCUUGUAUAAUAUAAUGUAUGAUGUUGUUUUUCUAUGUUUCAAAUUCUCUCUCCCUUCCGCCCUCUUUCAGCAGGGUAGCCGUGUGAUGCCGGGAUACCCCAGUUCUCCUCUGGGUGGUAACCCCACCCCUCCCAUGACACCGGGCAGCAUGCCCCCCUACCUCUCCCCCGGUGGGCCAGGGCCAGACACCAAGCCCCCCUACCUUCCCCAAGGCCCCGACGUCAAGCCCAACAUCAACUCCCUUCAGCUCCCCACUGGUGAGACCCACUUACUACAACACUCCUUUAUUAAGGGCUCUAUUCAAUCUGUAUCGCUGAAGCGAUAUGGAUUGAAUAGAGCCGCGAUACGGACUGAUGGAAAUAUAUAUAGAGAUCAGACCUGAGUCGUGUUCAUUAGACAGCAAACGGAAGAAAAAAGGACUGAAACAGGAAGGGACUUGUCCAAUAAGAAAUAAAAUAAAAAUAUUAAGUUGCAAAAUGUUUUGAAAUGUUUUCUGUUGCAUUCCCUAAUGAAGAGGACCCUGGGCCGAAUGCGUACGUUAAAUACUCUCCUCAUCUCCCCUCCCCCUCCAGGUAACCCUAGCGACGACCUGCGGCUGACCUUCCCAGUGCGCGACGGCGUGGUGCUUGAGCCGUUCCGAUUGGAGCACAACCUGGCGGUCAGCAACCAUGCCUUCCAGCUGCGUGACUCCGUCUACAAGACCCUCAUGAUGAGGUCAGAGCCCACCGCCAAUCAAAGCAGCCGUUACUGUGACGUGAUCCAGUGUUUUAACACCAUAGUUUUCCCACAUUUAUUAAUUGGCGAUUUUGGUGUGUGUGCACGCGCGUUCAUGCGUCCGCAUUUGUGUGUGCCUGUGUGGAUCUGAUGACUGCAUGUGUAUGUCCUCUAGGCCUGACCUGGAGCUGCAGUUUAAGUGUUAUCACCACGAGGACAGACAGAUGAACACUAACUGGCCCGCCUCUGUACAGGUACAAUCGCACUUACAGGUACCCACUCAAAUACACAUACACACACACACAGUCUUAAACAGCUAACCUUGUGGGGACAUACAAUUCAGUCCCAUUCAAAAUCCUAUUUUCCCAAACCCCUAACCUAUACCCUAACCUUAACCCCAAAACCUAACCUUAACCCUAAACCUAACCCUAGCUCCUAACCCUAAAACUAACCCCAUCUCCUAAACCUAAAACUAACCCUGUCUCCUAACCCUAACACUAAUUCUAACCUUAACCCUAAACCCCCUAGAAAUAGCAUUUGACCUUGUGGGGACCAACAAAAUGCCCCCAGUUGGUCAAAUUUUUAUUGGUUUACUAUUCUUGUGGGGACUUCUGGUCCUCACAAGUAUAGUUAAACACGUCCACACACACACAGAUGAAAAUGCGACAUCAAACAAAACACAAUAUUACUAAGUGUUUUGUUUUUUAGAUGUGUUUUUUUUUAGAUACAACCUGAUCUAUGUGCAUUUACACACACCUAUCAGAAUGGGUUAGGCUGGGUUUACACUCCCCCAAGUGCUCUCACUGACUCUUGCAUAAAGUGCCAUGCACCUACAUCUCUGUGUGGAGCCCUCCAUACAAGUGGUGAAGUUGUAGUGGAAUUUUACUGUGUCUCUUUCUGUUAACAGUGUCUCACACUUAUCAUACAUGUUUGACCUGUUGCAUACUUAGAAAUGCGCCUGUUGUAGACAGACAGGGUGUCUGAGGUUUUCUCUCACAAGGUCGGCUCAGCGGGAGUGGAAAUAUUGGCUGAAUGCCCAGACUCUGUGGUUGCCAGGUGUUCUCCUCCUCUGCAGCCGGUCUCUGGGAGCAAACGCUUUGCUGAGAAAGGAUGCACUUGGCUAUCUUUGUGUAACCCGUAGUGAUGGUAUAAAUAUGCUGAGGGGGAAAUACCUCGUCAGAACUUCUGACUAACCUCCACAUGAAGUGCUGUUUGUCUAUAAUUUCUCUGCUAGCUUGAAAAAAACAUAAACUCAUUUAAGCUUGACUUUGGGGUAUUUAGUGGUAAUUUCCACGACAGUCAUGAAGCCUUUGCGGAAAACGAGUGGAGUGGAGAUCCAGCCUUAGAUCUGGGUUAGCAAGGUGAUGACUAUGAACUUGAUUGGCUAGCCAGUUGAGGACUUCAUUGGUUAGACAGGGUCGCGUUCAGGAGGGUGCAACGUACUGAAUGUUUUAGAUAGAAAUACCAUCAAUAGAACUGAUAUGAUUCCUUACUCUACAUCUCUAUUCUGCAUGUCUUUUCUACACAACGUAUUUCUAUCUGAACGUUCCACAAUAUUGCACCCUAUACUAAAGGUGGCCCAGGGACUGUGUUCAUAAAGUGUCUCAAGAGUACGAGUGCUGAUCUACGAUCAAUUUUGCCUUUUGAAUCAUAACCAAUAAGAUUAUAUGGACAGGGGGGGGACCUGAUCCUAGAUCAGAACUCCUACUCUGAGCCCAGUGUGACGACUGUGACUAGCGUGUUAGCCGAUCCUCCAUUCACCUGUCUGUCAUGUAGGUGUCUGGUCCUUGCUUACAGGUGAGUGUGAACGCCACACCGCUCACCAUCGAGAGGGGCGACAACAAGACGUCCCACAAGCCCCUCUACCUCAAGCAGGUGUGUCAGCCGGGGCGCAACACCAUUCCAGAUCACCGUCACCGCCUGCUGCUGCGUAAGUAGUACCAUACAGGCAAAAAUGCUUUAUGAAGUCAUAGUCAGGUUGCGUACUGUUUGUAUAAGGACAUUUUGUUAGGUCUUCGUCUUGGUUGUAAUCUGGUUCUGAUCUUUGAUAGUAACCAAAAUAUGUCAUCUUUCCCAUGAUAUCUUUAUCUUGUCAUGAAAAGGAUAUAUUUACCUGUGUGUAAUCCAAAUUUUCUCUCUCUCACCCCCGCUCUCUCCAGUCCCACCUGUUUGUGUUGCAGCUGGUCCACAGGCCGUCAGUACGCUCGGUUCUUCAGGGGUUAAUGAAGAAGAGACUACUGCCUGCAGAGCACUGUGUCACUAAGAGUGAGUGGAACACAUACACAUACCUGACUGGCUGGCUGGUUCUCAGAAAUACAUAAAGACUUCUUCUCACCACAAUUCUCACCUGUUCUCUUCCCUGCUCUCUUGUCUCUUCCUCUCCCUCUCUCUUUCUCUCCCUCCCACAAUCUCCCUCUCCUCAGUUAAGAGGAACUUCAGUAGUGGGACCAUCCCCGGGACCCCAGGGCAGAACGGAGAGGACGGUGUGGAACAGACGGCAAUCAAAGUCUCCCUGAAAUGUCCUAUCACCUUCAGGCGCAUCCAGCUGCCCGCACGCGGACACGACUGUAGACACAUACAGGUUAGAGACUAGACACACAGGCACACACACACACACACACACACACACACACAUAGAGGUGAAAACACACCUACUCGCACACACACACACAUACCAUCACUCUUAACAUACAGGUGAGAGACAAACACACACACACACACCCUAAACCUCUUUCUGUGUCUCUCUCUGCAGUGUUUUGACCUGGAGUCGUACCUACAGUUGAACUGUGAGAGAGGGACCUGGAGAUGCCCUGUGUGCAAGUACGUUAACACCACAAUUUACCUAUAAUCUUUCAGCAUGCCUUAUUUUUCUCACAGACAAAGACCUGUUGUGUUUUAGUCAUCCGGACCAUGUGUAUUUCUCCACAACAGUAAGACGGCGCUGCUGGAAGGACUAGAAGUGGACCAGUACAUGCUGGGCAUUCUAAUAUACAUACAGAAGUAAGUGUGUGUCUGUCCCCUACUACAGGGGUAUUUAAAUCUGAGCCUGGAGGUCCGGAGUACUGCUCGCUGGUUUUCCCAGCUAGUGUCCAGAAUGAAAAGCAACAGAAUUUGCCUGCCCUACUAUGUUCAUAUUUAGUUAUUCUUUAGCUUAACCAUAAUUAGGUCUACAGUUGGGUGUCCUUGAAAGGGGCCCCUUGAAAUCUUUUUUGCAUUCUCUUUCUCUUCCUUGUCUGACCUCUCUCUCCCCCUUUUCCCUCCUCAGUUCGGACUAUGAGGAGAUCACCAUUGACCCAGUGUGUGGCUGGAGGCCGGUACCCGUCAAACCAGAUAUCCACAUAAAGGAGGAAGCAGACGGGCCGGUGUUGAAGCGCUGCCGGACGGUCAGCCCCAGUCACAUGAUGAUGCCCAGCGUCAUGGAGAUGAUCGCUGCCCUGGGACCAGCCUCCUCACCCUACCAGGGUCUACCACCAGGGGGCAGGAACACACCUGACUACAACAGCCAA